Molecule: messenger RNA, 998 nt
Organism: Manduca sexta (tobacco hornworm)
Lineage: Eukaryota; Metazoa; Arthropoda; Insecta; Lepidoptera; Sphingidae
Product: macro domain-containing protein CT2219
Exons: 4
Coding region: 61-903 (280 amino acids)
Biological process (GO): purine nucleoside metabolic process; peptidyl-glutamate ADP-deribosylation; DNA damage response
Cellular component (GO): nucleoplasm
Molecular function (GO): ADP-ribosylglutamate-[protein] hydrolase activity
Source: RefSeq, a predicted model, not a curated record
AUAAUCAAUCGACUAUUAUUAGUAUUUGACAUUUACGAUUUAUGUCCCAACCCUAGGAAGAUGUAUUCGCCGGCUCGAGUUUUCGGCAAAAUUAUUUUGCCACUUAGCCAGAGAGGUCUUUUUAUACCCCGUUUUUAUUCGUUGGUGAAAAUGUCUACACCAGCCCAGUGGUCAACCGAAAAGGAACGAAUAAUGGCAUUGCCAUUAGAUGAAAAGAGGAAGUUGUAUAAAUUACCUGAUUAUAUUAAUUUGGAUAAAAUUGACCCAUGGAGCAAGUACUUUGUUAACUAUAGAGGUAUUUCGAACAAAAAGCCUACCGGAGAUGAUAUUGCGGGAUUUAAGAUCACUAUUGAUGCUGCAAGGAACAAGGAGUUGGCUGAAAAGGUCUCUUUAUAUAGAGGCGACAUAACUAAAUUGGAGAUUGAUGCUAUAGUGAAUGCAGCAAAUUCGAUGUUGAAGGCUGGAGGUGGUGUGGAUGGAGCCAUACACAGGGCUGCUGGACCUCGACUUCAGGAAGAGUGUUUCACACUUGGAGGAUGUCCCACCGGAGAUGCCAAAGUGUCUGGAGGAUACAAUCUACCAGCGAAAUAUAUUAUACACACCGUGGGCCCUCAAGACGGUUCGGCGUCAAAGCUCCAAUCUUGUUAUGAAAAAUGUCUCUCAUACCAACAACAAUACAAUCUAAAAUCGAUUGCGUUUCCCUGCAUCUCCACUGGGAUUUAUGGUUUUCCCAACCGUUUGGCGGCACACAUCGCCUUAGGCACUGCCAGGAAGUUUCUAGAAUCUAACUCUGGUCUGGAAAGGAUCAUAUUUUGCACUUUUUUGCAAAUCGAUGUUGAUAUUUAUGAGACUUUGAUGCAAUUGUAUUUCCCAUUGGAGGAUGGCGUUACCCCCUCUCUGUAAAAACAACGUAGUGAUCUGAUCACGUUUAUAAUAUUGUUUUUUUUAUUGUGAUAUUUUGAAGACUUAUGGCUCAAUAAAGCUUGUUUACUUUGGAA